Molecule: messenger RNA, 1077 nt
Organism: Peniophora sp. CBMAI 1063
Lineage: Eukaryota; Fungi; Basidiomycota; Agaricomycetes; Russulales; Peniophoraceae
Source: the annotation of a GenBank genome assembly
AUGGUUGCCGGACAGCUGUUUGACCGCUCAACGCUCCUCUUCCGGGGUCAAGAUGCGAGCGGUGGGAUCACCAUACGCGCGUUUGAUGCGCGCGAUGGUUUGGCGUCAACCGACCCGACGCACUUCGCCCACAGGAGCGACGCGUAUCUCGCCUUUUGGUUCCUCUUCCAGAUACUGGGCGGGCAGGUUCUGAUGCUUGUUCUCAUCGGGACCUUCCUCUUCACUCGCGCACGACGUCACUUGUCGUUGGUCAAUCUGUGCGCCAGCUUUGUGUUGACGGGCAUAUGCUCAUCUCUUCUACUGUAUGCGGGACAACUCAAGGGGCCUGAACCCAACCUCACCUUGUGCAUAUUUCAAGCCGCAGCAGCGAAUGCGCUCCCACCUCUUUGGUCCACUGCGCUGCUUUUCUUUGUCUUCUACCUCCGAAAGUCCAUCAACAAUCCGGAUGGCAAAGAACUUGAACGUCCCACCGUCUGGUCCUUCCUCGCAAUCGUCCUCCCUUACGUGGUGUUCUUGAUAUAUCUCCUUGUUGGAUGCAUACUCGGCUCAUUGCAGCCUGAAAAGGUUACCCGGGACGAUCGCGCUGUAUACUGUGACAAUAACAAUGAUGCCUUCGAUGUUGCAUCAGCAUCUUACUCGGCGCUGGCGGCUCUUGCGUCGCUGUCUCUCACCGCACCCCUGGCGCUGAACCUUAUACGCGCUUAUCCUUGGUUCCGCAAGAUCCGCAACGCCACGGCUACACAGUGCCUCGCGCUACGACUCUGCGUGUUCCUUGUCUUCGUUGGCAUAGGCAUUGUAUUCGCCGUCUGGAGUAACUUCGACGACGUGAACGCGAGCUCGAGGGAUAUGUACAUAGCCAUUACGCCGGUUGCCAUCUUCCUCGUCUUUGGUUCUCAGGCCGAUGUUCUGAGCGUUUGGUGUUUCUGGAGACGCCGACCCGCCGAGCCUAAAGGGGACGAAUGGUCCUCUCCCGACUACCCGACCCGUGUCCUAGACAUCAGCAGGAAACUGUCAUCCGAAAAAGGCCUGCCUGAUCUGCCACGCUCGCCCCAUUCAUUCACAUCAGGCUCCUCAUAA